Molecule: messenger RNA, 271 nt
Organism: Staurois parvus
Lineage: Eukaryota; Metazoa; Chordata; Amphibia; Anura; Ranidae
Source: the annotation of a GenBank genome assembly
AAGCAAUAAUUUCUCCUUCUCUCUGGUUGCAUCCUUGCAACCAUUGAGAAAUACUGUGAGAGAUGUGAUUGAUCACAGCUUGUCACAUGGUACAAGGCUGUUGUGAUCAUUCACAGAUUUCACACGUAGUAAGCAAUGAUGUCAGAAAGGACACAGCGGAACACCAAUCGCUGUACGGGACCUCUGUGUGAGGUCCUGAUUCAUGUGAUCACUGAUUGGCCAAUCAGUGAUCUAAUGAAUAGUAGUAAACAAGAUGUCACUUCCUGACAUC